Messenger RNA from Danaus chrysippus (African queen), 621 nucleotides. The record is from the annotation of a GenBank genome assembly. Lineage: Eukaryota; Metazoa; Arthropoda; Insecta; Lepidoptera; Nymphalidae.
AUGUCCAGCUGCUGUACCUGCCCCGGCGCCAGCAGUAGUGCAGGCAAUGCCGGUCUGCCCCUGAUUUGCCUCGUGCCCCGCGAUGGAGCCGCGGAAAACAAAUCGGGGCCCCGCCCUACGGCAGCCAAGAUGUCUGCUCAAAGCGACUUUCAACUCCUUGAUGAAGAAUACAUUAAAAAACACUUUAAACUACCCCAGCGGUCUCUCUACUUGGAUCCAUUUAGGCGUCCACUGAUCACGUUCCCUAUGACUCAAGAAGAUGUAAGGCACUUUAAUUUGGCUCGGAAGUACAAGAUCAAUCAGCAAAUCCUCGACGGCUUCCUCGAUCCCAGCGAAGCUAUCACUGCUCCUAGUGUAUUUCCUUAUGCCAAGACGGAGGCUGAGAAGAGAAAAGAAGCUGAAGAAGAUGAGGAAAUCAUAUACAUCUUACAAUUGCCUGACUGGGAGUUUAAAUGUCCGGUGCACAACCAGUCUGUACGAACGCCAAGGUUCAUUUGGCAUUCAUGUAAAAAGACAAAAGGUAAAAGCGGGGAAUUAAAACAAGGUGGCGGACCAUUGAAUAAACCGAAGCCCUGGUUACUCAGCAGACAUACAGAUUUCGAUUUACUCUCACAAUGGUAG